UGUGUGUGUGCGUGGCUGAUGACGUCAGAGGCUGAAUGGGGGGCGGGGUUUUGUCUGACUGGGACAAAGACGGCGGGGGUCAUUAAACACACGCACACCUAUCCUGUGGACAAUGCGAUCCUCUGGAGCCCCGCCCCCUUCCACAGGAAAUAGUUGCUAACGACGACCCGGUCUCCGCGGUGACGGAUUACGAGGAGGCGGGACGAGGUCGGGUCAGGGGUCGUGAGGGAGAGAGACAGAGAGAGGAGCAGUCAUCUGUUUUGAUUACAGAAUACUGGACUCUGAUUGGCUGGGAGAUGAUGAUGAAGAGGAGGAUGAUGAUGCGACUCUCGGAUAGUAACCGCUGUUUUUAAUCAGAGCUCCAGGUGUGUUAACCUGCAGGUAACCGUAGCAACAGGACUGAUGCUUCAGGCUACGCUAGCAGCUAACCCACUCAAGGACCCCUGGAACGUCUUUUAGAACCCUUGGAACCCCCUUGAGGACUCCAGGACCUUCUUGUCAGUGUCAGUGAGGAGGUUCCAGGAGUCUUUGAGGGAUUCCAGGGUCCUUGAAGGGGUUCCUGGAGUCCCCUUAGAGUAUCCGCUGCAAGGAACAUAUAAGCUUCAAUGUGGACCUCUGGUACCUUCUCAAGGACGCCUUCAGCUCCCUCACGGACUCCAGAAACCUCCUCCAGGACCAUUUGUACGGUGGUCCUGAGAGCUCGAGGACAGCAGCUUACCUCUUCAUCAGUUUACCAACACGUGUGCAGCAUUCAGAGAAAACGCGUGUUUUGUUAAGUUGCAGUGCGCUGAGCUCUCAGGGCCACCGCACAUUUGAGCCUCCACAUUGAUCUUGCCCACCUCUCAAGGACCUUGGAACCUCCUCCAGGACCAUUCCAGCCUCCCUGACAACAGUUUGAACCUCCUCAAGGACCUCUAAAACACCCUUCAUGAUUAAAAAGUGAUUUUUCAUCGUGAACGAACUCUUUCACAGGAGAUUUUUUAACCUUUACGUCUGAUUGUUUUUGUCUCUUUCUUCCUCCAUGUUUCAGUGUUUUCACACGUAAACAGCAUUAAGACUGUGUGUGUGUGUGUGUGUGUGUGUGUGUGUGUGAGACCCGUCGUCGGGGGUAACAGCAGUAGGAAUGUGUGACAUCACAGCGCUGAGUCGUAUAUUAGCGUGCGUCUGUCCUCUGCACGGAGACCACCGACGCGUCCUGACACCGAGACAGGACAGACACAAACACACCAGACUUCAUUCAAAAAAACAGAACUUUUGAGUCUUUUUACGACAUCAUCUGAGACCAAUAAUCAAUUCUUUCGAUUGGAGAAAUUCAUUUUGACCGAAAGCUUUUGAGCAGGUUAGAUUACUGAUCGACGACCAGCGGAGUCUUCUGGAGUUUGUUGGGAUUUUUGUUUUAAAUUUGGAUUUUUGUUGGAAUAUUUCUCUUCGUCUUCCUGCGUCAAUGGCUGCUUCAUCUUCCUCCUCCUCGUCUUUCAUUCCUCUCCUCCUCCUCUUCCUCACCGUUGCCGUGGAGUCGAGACCUUCACCUCAACAAGACGACAAACAGGUCUUACACUCUCUGUUUGGCUCUCGUCUCUCUUCUCUCAUCUUGGCCCCGCCCACCACUGAUGACAUCACAGAGGGCUCAGCAGGACGCCCCGCCCCCUCCUCCUCGUCCGGGGGAUUGGUUGCGAGUCAUGGCGCUGCGAGGGGAUUGGCUGGCAGACAGGAGGCGGUCCCGCGGUUCUUCCGCGACUUCCUGAAGCAACAGUCCAAGAUGAGGAGGCGGAGCAGGAAGUCGACGGUCGGAGGGAGAGGAUGCUUCGGGAUGAAGAUGGACCGCAUCGGCUCCAUCAGCAGGCUGGGCUGUUAGAGUGUGUGUGUUACCAUGGUGACAGUCAGACUGUUGGUAUAGUGCUACAUUUCACCACUGUAGGUCCUCUAUGAUGUUGCCAUGGUAACCGCUGGUGACCUGGACUGACUUCCUCCCAGAAAGGUUGACUCCACCUGCAUCUUGUGACCUUUGUGAUGUCACAGCAGGCGACCCCGAGCUGACCCUGCAUGACCUCUGACCUCCAGGAACUCCCGGUCCAUCGGUCAGAGACUUCGUGUUGGAACUUUACUAAUGAAGGACUAAAAUAAAGGAAACGUGCACCUGUUAUGGUGAGGUAGACAUCAGAGGAAUCCUCUGGAAUCCUACUAAUGACCCCUGACCCCUGACCCAUGACCCCUGGCUACAACACAGCCAGCAGAACACUGUGUGUGUGUGUGUGUGUGUGUGGACCAACUGCAGUCUGACUACACGCUGCAAUAAAAUGAAAGAGAAACUUG
Messenger RNA from Siniperca chuatsi (mandarin fish), 2313 nucleotides. RefSeq names its product C-type natriuretic peptide 2 (gene nppcl2). The transcript is spliced from 3 exons. Gene Ontology annotation, molecular function: hormone receptor binding; hormone activity. The coding region runs from base 1445 to 1855 and encodes 136 amino acids. Gene Ontology annotation, cellular component: extracellular region. The record is from RefSeq and is a predicted model, not a curated record. NCBI's taxonomy places the organism in Eukaryota, Metazoa, Chordata, Actinopteri, Centrarchiformes, Sinipercidae. Gene Ontology annotation, biological process: receptor guanylyl cyclase signaling pathway; cGMP biosynthetic process.